Messenger RNA from Galendromus occidentalis (western predatory mite), 737 nucleotides. RefSeq names its product putative glucose-6-phosphate 1-epimerase. Bases 5 to 337 code for a protein of 110 amino acids. The record is from RefSeq and is a predicted model, not a curated record. The transcript has 5 exons. Gene Ontology annotation, biological process: carbohydrate metabolic process. Lineage: Eukaryota; Metazoa; Arthropoda; Arachnida; Mesostigmata; Phytoseiidae. Gene Ontology annotation, cellular component: cytoplasm. Gene Ontology annotation, molecular function: glucose-6-phosphate 1-epimerase activity; carbohydrate binding.
AGGCAUGGACUACAUCGACAAGACCGACAAUUUCGCCACGAAGACUGAAACCCGAAAACUCGUGUCCAUCGACAAAUUCACUGAUUACGUCUACUCGAGUACCCCUUCAGAUCACGUUCUGGAUGACGGAAAGAAAAACAUUCGAAUUUGGAAAAGUGACACGCUUCCCAACACGGUUGUUUGGAAUCCGAAGAACAUUUGGGAUAGAUUCGGCUUGGCUCAAGACGAAGACAAAGAAUAUGUCUGUGUCGAGCCUGGAAAAGUCACAGACAAAGUGAAUUUAGUUCCCGGAGCAGGCUGGCGGUGCUCCAUGGUUCUCAGCGCCGCCAGAGCAUGAGGCUAUUCAGGAGUCCCGGCGGAACCGUGGAUAUCCGCUAGAGUAGUGUCACACGCUUUGUUCAUCCCGAAAGCGUCUCGAUCUCUCGAAUCCCUGCUCCUGCUUCAUCCUCCGAUUCAAGAAGUUCCUAUUUUCACAUCCGUAGCACCAAAGUACCGCUGUCCCCUUCUGAGUUCAGGUACCGGAUGCCAGCAUCCGGGACGAUUGAGGCUCCCGGUCAACGCUGCCAUGCUGGAAUUCCAACGUGCCGAUGAGAUUAUGAUCAAAGUCUUCCUAUAUUUUCCUUUGGAGGAACCUUUCCCUUCUGCAUAAUACCCUUGAUGAAUCAGUUCGAGACGUAUUCAUGGCUCGACUAUGAGUCAAUGCUUCGGUUUGCUCAAUAAAAUCCUGGCGCAUAGAG